AUGGCCUCGUCAAUGUCCCCCGACCAGUACGGGAAGGCCCCGCAGCAGCUUCCAUACAGCGGCGGCAACGGCAACGGCGGCGGCGGUUCCGACCAGGACAAGAGCCCUCUGAGUUCCUUGAACCUCGGAUUCCUCAAGUCCCUGACAGAAAAGAGAACCACGCGUGAUGGCAACCCACCAAAGAGAAGAGGGCCUAAGCCCGACAGCAAACCGGCCAUGACCAGGCGACAAGAACUAAACCGCCAAGCGCAACGCACGCAUCGUGAGAGAAAGGAGUUAUACAUCAAGGCUCUGGAAGACGAGGUGCUAAGAUUAAAGGAGAUCUUCAGCAACGUAUCGCAAGACAAGGACAAGGUCGCCGAGGAGAACCGACAGCUGAAGCAGAUCCUCGCCCAGAACGGCAUUCCGCUGUCGCACUACGGCGACGAUAUGGUCAGCAACCCAAGCGCGGGCUACACGUCCAGCGCCAGCGUGUCCGGCCACAGCUACGGCCACAAUGCGUACACACCGCCGAUGACUUCGACGACAGCACCGUCGGUGUCGCCUUCGUCUCACGGUCCGUCUCACUCCCACUCCCACGGUCCGCCCCCUCCCCUUCCUCAGAUGGUGGGCGGUCAGCAGCUGCGAAACAUGCAGGCGCAGAGUAACGGCAGAGGUGUGGACUUUGAACAAGCGGGCAUUGACUUCGUCUUAACUCUCGAGAAACCUUGCAUGAACCACAUGCCCUGGCUGCUAGAGAGAUCAAGCGAGAUGGGCGGCGAGCCCUGCGGUCACGCGCUGAUGGCUUCGUGCCCUCCGGCGCCGUUCCCCGAACUGACCCCGGACAUCCCGUUCGGGUACAGUAACGUCAACGGCGAGUUGGAUUCCCAGCAGAGAACAUGGGAAGUCAGCAAGGGCAGUCUCUCGGCCCUGUUGGACCUCAGCAAGAAGCUGAACCUCGACGGAGAGGUCACGCCCGUCAUGGCCUGGGGUAUGGUCCUCGGCCACCCCAGAGUCGGCGAGCUUCGCGCCGAAGACUUCAACAAGCUCACCGACGAGCUCAAGGACAAGGUCCGAUGCUACGGCUUCGGCGCCGUUAUGGAGGAGUUUGAGGUCAGGGAUGCCCUGGAGAACGUCUUCUGCUCCCGCCCUGAGAUGAUGAUGUACUAA
Colletotrichum karsti is the source of this 1149-nucleotide messenger RNA. Its product is annotated as BZIP-type transcription factor. Gene Ontology annotation, molecular function: DNA-binding transcription activator activity, RNA polymerase II-specific; transcription cis-regulatory region binding. Gene Ontology annotation, cellular component: RNA polymerase II transcription regulator complex. The record is from RefSeq and is a predicted model, not a curated record. The coding region runs from base 1 to 1149 and encodes 382 amino acids. Lineage: Eukaryota; Fungi; Ascomycota; Sordariomycetes; Glomerellales; Glomerellaceae. The transcript has 5 exons.